Molecule: messenger RNA, 627 nt
Organism: Arabidopsis arenosa
Lineage: Eukaryota; Viridiplantae; Streptophyta; Magnoliopsida; Brassicales; Brassicaceae
Source: the annotation of a GenBank genome assembly
CUGUAAAUCAAUCAAACACAAUCUCAACAAUCAAAAGUUUCUCAACAAUCAAAAGUUUCAAUUUUUCAUUCGUAAGAAUUCGCAAAAUGGCUAGAACAAAGCAAACAGCUAGAAAAUCCACCGGAGGAAAAGCACCAAGGAAGCAACUAGCGACAAAAGCAGCAAGAAAAUCAGCUCCAGCCACCGGAGGAGUGAAGAAGCCACACAGAUUCCGUCCAGGAACAGUAGCGUUAAGAGAAAUCAGGAAGUAUCAAAAAAGCACCGAGCUUUUGAUCCGUAAGCUUCCUUUCCAGAGAUUGGUUCGUGAGAUAGCUCAAGAUUUCAAGACGGAUCUGAGGUUUCAGAGUAGUGCUGUUGCAGCUCUUCAAGAAGCAGCUGAAGCUUAUUUGGUUGGUUUGUUUGAAGAUACUAAUCUUUGUGCUAUUCAUGCUAAGAGGGUUACCAUUAUGCCUAAGGAUAUUCAACUUGCGAGGAGGAUUAGAGGUGAGAGAGCUUAAGAUAUGAUGAAGAAGAAGAAUGGUUUAUUUAUAGAUUAGCUACUUUGUGUUUUAUGUGUUUUGUAGUCUUUUGUUCAGAAGUGUCUUCCAGAUGUUCGAUGAAAUGCCCAAAUGAAAAUUUAAUCUACUU